This is a messenger RNA of Cyclopterus lumpus (lumpfish), 4195 nucleotides long. RefSeq names its product tnf receptor-associated factor 4a (gene traf4a). Lineage: Eukaryota; Metazoa; Chordata; Actinopteri; Perciformes; Cyclopteridae. Gene Ontology annotation, biological process: positive regulation of JNK cascade; activation of NF-kappaB-inducing kinase activity; signal transduction. The coding region runs from base 473 to 1885 and encodes 470 amino acids. Gene Ontology annotation, molecular function: protein binding; zinc ion binding. The record is from RefSeq and is a predicted model, not a curated record. The transcript has 7 exons.
GUCUCAGCUUCUCGACUCCUCCUGCGUGGAGGAGGAGGCGGGGCUCGGUGCACCUCAGCAGACGGAGGGGUUAUUGUACUACUCAGUCUGUCAGUAUACUGCAUCCACUGAGGAGGAGGAGGAGGAGGAGGCGACGUGGGCCACGCAUUAACCCCUGAGCAGUAAACGUGCAGGGAGAGGGGUUUUCAGGACCGAUCUGCGACCAUCUCCGCAACGCCUCCUGGACCGGACCGCGUCGCUCUUUUGUGGCCGCCAGUCUGCGGGCUGCAGCAGCAACAACCCGGGGAGGACUCGCCUCGCUGAAGCCCGAUCGCUCGGCGGCGCAAGGGACGUGAUAUGAACCCGUCGUCGGCUUAAACGCCAGUGCAGAUAAAUAGCCCCGUUUUCAGGGGGGAGUUCACGCAGGACAUUUGUACCCAUUAACGGAAGGCCGACCGACACAAAUAAAAAAAUACCCACGGAACCUGUAGCGAUGCCCGGGUUUGAUUACAAGUUCCUGGAAAAGCCAAAGAGACGGUUCCAGUGUCCGCUCUGCAGCAAGGCGAUGCGGGAGCCGGUCCAAGUGUCUACCUGUGGACAUCGGUUCUGUGACACCUGUCUGCAAGAAUUUCUGAGUGAGGGUGUCUUCAAGUGUCCAGAGGACCAGCUACCGUUGGACUAUGCCAAGAUCUACCCGGACCCAGAGCUGGAGCUACAGAUCCUGGCCCUGCCCAUCCGCUGCAUCCACAGUGAGGAGGGCUGCCGUUGGACCGGCCAGAUGAAGCAGCUGCAGGGCCACUUCUCCACCUGCGCCUUCAAUGUGAUACCCUGCCCCAACCGCUGCUCCGUCAAGCUGACGCGCCGCGACUUGCCCGACCACCUGCAGCACGACUGCCCCAAGCGCAAGGUCAAGUGCGAGUUUUGUGGCAGCGAGUUCACCGGCGAAGCCUACGAGAACCACCAGGGUGUGUGUCCUCAGGAGAGUGUUUACUGUGAGAACAAGUGUGGGGCAAGGAUGAUGCGUCGUCUGCUGUCCCAACACGGCUUGGCCGAGUGUCCCAAACGCACACAGCCCUGCAAGUACUGCAGCAAGGAGUUCGUCUUCGACACAAUCCAGAACCAUCAGUACCACUGCCCUCGGUUUCCUGUCCAGUGCCCAAACCAGUGCGGCACACCCAACAUUGCUCGAGAGGAUCUGGCGAACCAUGUGAAGGACAACUGCGGCAGCGCGCUCGUUCUCUGCCCCUUCAAAGACGCUGGCUGCAAACACAGGUGCCCCAAACUGGCUAUCGGUCGUCACCUGGAAGACACCACUAAGUCUCACCUGACUAUGAUGUGUAACCUGGUGGGGCGUCAGAGGCAGGAGAUCCUGGAGCUGCGGAGGGAGAUGGAGGAGUUGUCCGUCAGUCACGACGGCGUUCUCAUCUGGAAGCUCAGCGACUACUCACGCAAACUCCAGGAGGCCAAACUCCGAAGCAAUCACGAGUUCUUCAGCCCGCCUUUCUACACUCACCGCUACGGCUACAAGCUGCAGGUGUCGGCCUUCCUGAAUGGUAACGGCAGCGGCGAGGGCUCCCACCUCUCCGUCUACAUCCGCGUGUUACCCGGAGAGUACGACAGUUUGCUGGAGUGGCCCUUCUCCUACAAGGUGACUUUCUCCAUCCUGGACCAGAGCGACCCGUCGCUUUCCAAACCCCAGCACAUCACGGAGACCUUCAACCCCGACCCCAACUGGAAGAACUUCCAGAAGCCCAGCAGCAGCCGCAACUCGCUGGACGAGAGCACCCUGGGCUUCGGCUACCCCAAGUUCAUCUCUCACGAGGAGAUCAAGAAGAGGAACUACAUCCGAGACAACUGCAUCUUCGUCAAGGCUUCUAUAGAGAUUCCCCAGAAGAUUAUGGCUUAAGAUCUGGCAUUUGUUGAAUUUUUUUUACGAGGGAGAUACAUAGGUUUAAGACUGGAACUGACACUUAACCUUGAAACUCCGACACACUUAUUACCCUUUAGAUACUUUCUGCCCUUAAAGCCUCUCCACCACAGAGCGAGUCUGUUUGGCUGUGUGAGCUGAAUCAAAAGGACCUUGAUACAUCACGGAGGAGAAAGUGUUUGGUCUGCAGAACCAUCACUCUCUGGUGUUUCUUUUUAUUAUUUUUUUGUUUUGUUUUAUCUGUUUGCUGACCUUUUAUCACAGUCUACAACAAAAAGCCUUGGAAAUCAAACAGUGCCUAGAGAGAUUAUCUUAAGUUAUAUUUUUGUUGUUAUUUCCACCGUAAAAAUGAUAACGAUUAUGGAGAAAAAGAACGGGGGUGAAGGGCUAAGCCUCUGCACUUGAAGAAGAGAGAAAGUUAGACUCUGGUUAGAGACGUCCUGUUGGGGUGAUCUAAAGAAGAGGGAGCUCAGCAGACUCAAGCUCAAGCCCAACUGCCUUUUGUUUACAUGCUCAUACAGUAUACUCCCACUGAUCCGUUAACAAACACAGAGCCCUUGGUAAGAAACUGCUCCAGGUUUGUGGACACAAAAACAUAAAAUCAAUGUUUUCAAGUGAGAAACUUGCAGCUUCAAUCUUGGUAGUUUUCAUGUUUUAUAUGAAUAGUUUUACAUUUUGGUUUUGUUAAUUGGGAUCAAUACUACUUUCAUAUCUGUACAACCAGCAGCCAAGUAGCUCAGCGUAGCGUAAAGUCUAGAAGAAACAGGCUGAAACAGCCAGCCUAGUUCUGUCCAAAGGGAGCAAAAUCCACCUAGCAGCACCUGUAAAGCUCCCUCAUCAGCCACGUUACGUCUCAUUUGUUGAAUUCAUACAAACAUUGGUGGUCAGAGCCAGAGUAGCCGUUUCCUCCUGAUCAGUCAUAAUGCUAAUCAACCAAGCUAUUUUUUAUUUUUUUUAUUUUAAGUGAACAAGUUUUUUACCUGACAACAUUGAAAUAAAUCUGUCUCCUCCAGCUACCUGCUCCCAUCACAGUAACUGUCUGUGACUUGUGUUUGUCAGUAGUGCGACCCGGUCGUAAAUAGCUUCUGGAGCGUGCUCAUGUACCAAACACAAACUUCAUAGAGACCCUACGAGGCUCCGUGUCGAUUGCGGAGUUCACUAAUACGGGAAAAAAGCACCUUUCGUCGGUCUUAAGAUGAGCAGAGUAGACAAAGAGGCCAGUUGUUGGACACGUGCAUUUAAUAGUGAAGAAAAAGCCAUGUGGCCUUUUUAUACAGUAUGUCUUUGCAUGAGGAUUUUAGGGGUGAGCAGGGCAACAUAACACAUGCAUGCUUCAUGUGCUACCACCUGGACCACAUUUUUGUACUGUAACCUGUAUUCUUGAAGUCCUCUCCCGUUGAUGGCUAUUUUGUCUCUUUUUUUUGUACCAUUUGAAAGUUGACAAAUUGUCGAAAAGUAUGUUUUUUUGUUGUUGUUCUUUUAUAUAAAGUAAAUGUGAACGCUGUCGGUAAUAACCUAUAAAGACAUGAACACUUGGCUGUGAAGUGUAUUGUUUUACAUCGCCUCUGCAUGGGUGGUCGGUACUAUUUGAAAAGAUGGCUAAUGGAAAGGUCUCUGCAAAUAAGUGGGUGUCUCGGGACUGACUACAGCUUUUGUUGUUACCAAGGUCACCGGUGUCUAUCUUCAGCUCGGCACACAAUGUUGUGAUGGGGAGCGGUUGGAGGAAUGUGCGAUGCACCUGUCUCCAUCACAGCGCCAUCAGAUGGGUGGAGGACUUUGAUGAUACAGUACACUCAUGACGUAUGUGAAUACUAAUGUGAACAUGCAGAAGCACAUUCUGUCUUUUGAUUAUACAUAAAAAAAACUCCUGAUUUAUUGUCAUAAUGCCAGCUGAUAUUUUACAGUGAUUUGAAAAGGUGAGAAGAUAACAACUUUUUUGGAAGAUUCUGUAUUUUUAAAAAUACUUAGCUGUUUUAUACAAACACUUUUUGUUGGAGAGUCGGGGUUGACUGGGAAUUUUCAGACCCUUUCGUCUCUUUGGACAUUUGGAUAAUUUGUUUGUACUUGUGGUUUGAGCCUCACAUAUUCUGUCUGUAUUAUUUCCUCUUAAAAGUAUUUAUUUUCAGGAGCCGUUGUGUGAGUUUGAACAGAUGGCACAAACGUUUUAAUAUGUUGAUCGAUGAGUGUCAAUUUCUUAGUUGAAAUAAAAUAUCAUAUAUUAUAGUUGUUUUACCUAUUUGUGUUUCAUACAGUGCAAACUCUAGUAAAAACAAAACAUUGCAUACUGUU